Molecule: messenger RNA, 852 nt
Organism: Selaginella moellendorffii
Lineage: Eukaryota; Viridiplantae; Streptophyta; Lycopodiopsida; Selaginellales; Selaginellaceae
Exons: 4
Coding region: 1-852 (283 amino acids)
Source: RefSeq, a predicted model, not a curated record
AUGGAGGCUUUAUGGAGUGAUCCUUGUGAUGGUGGUGGGCAGGAGAAAGACGAGACUGGGAAUCCUGAAAUCCCAUGCUCUUGUUGCAGCAGGUUGAAGCUUUUUAAAUGCUACAUAGCGCCAAUCCAGUUUCAUGCCACUCCUAUUGCUCUCUCCCUAAUGACCACUCGAGAUACUUUUGUCUGGAAGAAGAUUUCUACCACUGGAGUCUCGCCUAUUCCUUGGGAUAGCCAUACCUGCUCUUCCUAUAAGAACUGUUUCGUUGUCAUGGGUGGCGAGGACAGUGGUAAUCCAGAAACAAUGGCAUGGUGGGAGCGACUGGUGUUUGGGCGACUUCGAAUCCCUCUGGUCCUGGGCCUUCUCCACGUUUCUCCCUUGCAGGAGAUUCCGUGGACGAAGAGUGAGGCAUAUUAUUCUUCUAUGAGGGAUGUAACGAAGAGCUUGAAGCUCUGGAUGACAUGUAUUUCCCUUUUAUUGACAUUGCUGCCAUUCUUGACAAUAUGGUUGCUGUUUUUCUGUGAAGAGAUGCUGAGGGAGAAAGAUCCAUCAGAACCAAAGCUAUCCAUGCAUAAGGAACUUAAGAGAAGGCGGCAAAAGUAUCGUGCCACGCCAUUCGUGCUAGACAAGCAACAGGAUGCGGAGAAGAGCUUGGUUUCAUCUCACGGAGGUAUCUGCGGAAAACCUUGGACCUCUCCAAUUUUUCCCUGUCAAACUCAUGCUACAGAGUUUCAAGCUCACGUUCAGCUGCUAGGCGAGAAGAUGUUUGAAGCUAGAGAAAGCGACGUAUUCAACUACGGAUACACGCUAGAAGCCUCCAUCAAUGGGAAACUCUUCCGUGGGCUGCUCUUCUAG